Molecule: messenger RNA, 2685 nt
Organism: Humulus lupulus (European hop)
Lineage: Eukaryota; Viridiplantae; Streptophyta; Magnoliopsida; Rosales; Cannabaceae
Product: protein TOC75-3, chloroplastic
Exons: 7
Coding region: 86-2521 (811 amino acids)
Biological process (GO): chloroplast organization; protein import into chloroplast stroma
Cellular component (GO): chloroplast outer membrane
Molecular function (GO): protein-transporting ATPase activity
Source: RefSeq, a predicted model, not a curated record
AAAGAGAGAGUAUUGUCGAAUAGAGGCUUACUUUGCUUAGCUUCGCAACCCAACAACCCCUUCCCUUAUCCCCUCCGAAGCUACAAUGCCGGUCUUCACUGCGGCACCGGCCCACCUCCGUACUCCGACCAGGCUCCCUUCUUCCUUCACCUCUCGCCCACAAUUACCUAUUCCCCCCGCCACCUUCGUCGUCCCCACACGCUCCUCUUCUAAAAAGGGUCAGCUUUCUUGUUCCUUCUCCUCUUCCUCUUCCCAAAACCCUGAACCCUUGAAACUUGAUUCCCUUGCUCCCAUUCUCAAGAGUCUCCCCAAGGUUAUUGCUGCUUCCUCUGCCAUCGUCGUCGUCUUCAACCUCCGCUCCUUUUUAUUCAGUGGCAAUGGUGGCGGCGGUGGGGUUGGCGGAAAUGGGUCCGGCGGUGGAGGUGGCGGAGGUGAUGGUGGAGGCUCGUUUUGGAGAAGGUUCUUUGCCCCGGUUGCUAUGGCCGACGAAUCGCAGAACCAGGAGUGGGAUUCUCACGGUCUGCCUGCCAACAUUGUUGUGCAGCUUAAUAAGCUUAGCGGGUUUAAGAAAUAUAGAGUUUCUGAUAUUUUCUUCUUGGAUCGCCGGAGAGGGGUCAUCGUAGGUCCUGAAGAUUCGUUUUUCGAGAUGGUUUCGUUGAGGCCGGGCGGUGUUUAUACAAAGGCUCAGCUUCAGAAGGAGCUUGAGACCUUGGCGACUUGUGGGAUGUUCGAGAAGGUUGAUAUGGAAGGAAAAACCAAUCCUGAUGGGAGUCUCGGCGUGACGAUAUCGUUCACCGAGAGUACCUGGCAGUCUGCGGACAAGUUCCGGUGUAUCAAUGUGGGUUUGUUGCCGCAGACGAAACCCAUUGAAAUGGACCCGGAUAUGACUGAGAAGGAGAAGCUGGAGUACUUUAAGAACCAGGAAAAGGAUUACAAGCGGAGAAUUGAGAGGGCUAGGCCGUGUUUGCUGCCGAUGCCAGUGUACAAUGAAGUGCUUCAGAUGCUGAGGGACCAGGGUAAGGUCAGUGCGAGGCUUCUGCAGAGGAUCCGGGACCGAGUCCAAAAAUGGUACCAUGAUGAAGGGUAUGCGUGUGCCCAGGUCGUCAAUUUUGGAAAUUUAAAUACCAAAGAGGUUGUUUGUGAGGUGGUUGAAGGGGACAUCACCCAGCUGGUCAUACAAUUCCAGGACAAGCUUGGUAAUGUCGUUGAAGGGAACACUCAAAUCCCUGUGGUGAAGAGGGAAUUGCCUAGACAGCUUCGACCAAGCUAUGUUUUUAACAUAGAAGCAGGAAAGCAAGCUUUGAGGAACAUAAACUCUCUAGCUUUGUUUUCAAAUAUUGAAGUGAACCCACGACCUGAUGAGAAAGUUGAUGGAGGCAUAAUCGUGGAAAUUAAGCUUAAAGAACUUGAACAGAAGACUGCUGAAGUCAGUACAGAAUGGAGUAUUGUCCCUGGGCGUGGAGGCUACCCCACUUUAGCUUCACUGCAGCCUGGUGGAACUGUUACAUUCGAACAUCGGAAUAUCAAAGGGCUUAAUAGGUCUAUUCUUGGUUCUGUAACUACCAGCAACUUUGUCAAUCCUCAGGAUGAUCUUGCUUUCAAGCUUGAAUACGUUCAUCCGUAUUUAGAUGGUGUUUAUAAUCCACGCAACCGAACUCUACGUGUGAGCUGUUUUAACAGUCGAAAAUUAAGUCCAGUCUUUACUGGUGGGCCUGGAGUGGAUGAAGUUCCCCCUAUUUGGGUUGAUCGAGCUGGUGUAAAGGCUAAUAUCACAGAGAAUUUUACCCGUCAAAGCAAAUUCACUUAUGGACUUGUAAUGGAAGAGAUUACAACUCGUGAUGAAAGUAGUCAUAUCUGUCCAAAUGGACAAAGGGUUUUGCCCAGUGGAGGAAUCGGUGUAGAUGGACCUCCAACAACCCUCAGCGGCACUGGCAUUGAUCGAAUGGCCUUUUUGCAGGCAAAUAUUACGCGUGAUAAUACCAAGUUUGUAAAUGGUGCCAUUGUUGGUCAGAGAAAUGUAUUUCAGGUGGACCAAGGUCUCGGCGUUGGUAGCAAUUUUCCAUUCUUUAACCGUCACCAGUUGACACUCACUCGAUUUUUCCAGCUGAAACAAGUGGAGGAAGGUGCUGGUAAACCACCCCCACCUGUGCUUGUACUUCAUGGGCACUAUGGUGGCUGUGUUGGUGACCUUCCAAGUUAUGAUGCUUUCACCCUUGGCGGCCCCUAUUCUGUGAGAGGUUAUAACAUGGGUGAGAUAGGCGCGGCAAGAAACAUCCUUGAGCUUGCAGCUGAGCUGAGGAUUCCAGUGAGAGGUACACAUGUAUAUGCUUUUGCCGAACAUGGCAAUGAUCUUGGAAGUUCCAAGGAUGUCAAGGGGAACCCCACAGAAGUAUACAGGAGAAUGGGUAAAGGAUCAUCAUAUGGUGUUGGCGCGAAACUAGGUUUAGUGAGAGCUGAGUAUGCUAUUGAUCAUAACUCAGGCACCGGCGCUUUAUUUUUCCGAUUUGGGGAGAGAUUUUGAGAUGUGAUUAGAUUUAGUCUUUUUUAUUUGAUCGAUUACAUUGCGUUCCUCUAGGAUUUUAUUAAAGAAAAAGAGCAAAGACCGUCCGACAGUAUUUGAGUUAAAUUUAUUAGUGUUGGUUUGCACUAGACAUGAUUCAAAUGGAAUGAGAAAUUUACUUUAUA